Molecule: messenger RNA, 2136 nt
Organism: Symbiodinium necroappetens
Lineage: Eukaryota; Dinophyceae; Suessiales; Symbiodiniaceae
Source: the annotation of a GenBank genome assembly
AUGUUUCGAGCUAAACAACAUGUGCUUCUGUGCUAUCAUGGAAGGAAAGACCGCUACAACAAGAAGAUCUUGAAGUACUAUGUCACGUACAACGAAGAUGACUCCGACAACGACCAGCAGAUCGACACUGAAAAACAUGAAGAGCAAGAGAUGGGGAAGAAGAAGCUUGACCUCAGCGGCCCGACGAGUGGCGUCUUGGAGAAAGUGGCCCCUGUGUCUGACAGCGACCAGGAGUCAUCCGACGAGGAGAAGGAGAAGAAGGCCAAUGAGCUCACCCAGGGCCAGCAGGAGCUGACCAACUUCAAGAAAUUCUCUGACUCGCUGCUCUCCAAGUCUGCCAAGCUCCACAAGCUGCUCGCUGAGCUCGAGGAGUACAUCCCCGACAUCCCGGACGGUGCAGACAAGAAGAAAGCCAACAGGACUGUGAAGGCAUUGGAGGAUGUCGUCGGCGUCCUGGAAGAUGAGAAUGAAAAGAUGGAGAAAUGUCGAGCUGAGUGUGCGCAGCUGACCAACAAGAGCCUUCCUGAGGAAGAGUUCAAGAGGCUUGCGGGGAAGCUGGAUGGGCAAAUGCAGAAAACCACGGUUACGACAAAUGCCCAUGUUCCUCAAUCGGUCAGCAUCCUGGAUCUGCAAUCCAAAGUUCAGGAAAAGCCAGGAGCUGUUCUGGAGCCUCUUCCAGCUUGCAGUGACACCCACUCCACCAAGCCUCCCGAGCUUGAGAGCGCCGCAUGCAAGCACGUCGUGGAGACUGCAAGCGCUGCCGUGGCAGAGGAUCCAGAGGGGGGGCACACGCCUGCUCUCCGAGAGCUUAGUUCUGUGUCUUUGACUGAUGCUGAGACAGGUGUGCAUCGUGUCUUCAGGAAGUAUGGCCUAGCUGCUGAUUUGCCCUUGAAGAGGGCUGUCAUUGGACCAGGGCCACUGGCAGCUUUUCCAUACUUGAAGUUUUCUGAUUGCGUUCGGUAUCUCAUCGAGAGGAAGCAGCUUGGCCAGCUUUGUGGUACGAAUGACAUUGAGCAGAUGAAUGUGCUGCUGUCUGAGUUCUGGCGCAGAUACAAAUUAGUGGAGCCCGAACAUGAGCUUUGGGCCUUGGCAGCUGCCAACCAGGUCGACUUGAAGUUUUGCUUGCCAAUCUACAGUCAUACUGAUGAAGGCAGGACCUUGAAGAAGAAGCCAUUUUGGAUCUUGUCGUGCCAUGGUGCACUAGGUGCUGGCACAGCCAAGAACAUCAGAAGUGUGCCCAUCUCACCCAUGAACAUCAGGGAGGAUGGCAUGCGCCUUAACUUCCUGGGCAACACCUGGGGGACCCAGUUCUUGGUGUCUGUGAUGACAAGGCAGCUGCAGAAUGAGCACCCGGCCUCCAUGCAGAAGAUUGUGGCAGAGUUCGCGAAGGACAUGCAGAUGCUCAUUAGCAAGGGAGUUACAUCCAAGGAUGGCAACUUGAAGAUAUGGUGUGUUCAUCUUGCAAACAAAGGGAACCUCCCAGCCCUGAUCCGGCUGGGGCACUUUGAGCGGAACUAUGCUCGAUGCCCAAAGGCACCGAGCUCGAAGACUGAAUGCAUUGGCAUCUGCCAUUUGUGCCAGGCAGGUGUUGAAGGACCGGGAAACACAGCCCUCCAUCCAUGGGAGGACUUCCGGGAAGGGGCCUCAUGGCGCGAUACACUGUAUCAGGAGGUUCCGUGGGAGACCGAGCCUGAAGUUCUCAUGGGCGUUCCAACUGUUCGUGGUGCAGCAGAAAGCUUUUUUGUUGUGGAUGUUUGGCACACAUUUCACUAUGGAAUUGCUCGAAACUAUGUGGGCUCAGCGAUGAUUCAUUUGAUCACUCAUUUUUUUGAUGACAGAUCCUGGCCUGCCAAGUUUGCUCACUUGUCGAGGGAGUACUUUUCUUUUUGUCAAAGACAGAGGUUGACACCAUACCUCAACGAGAUCAAUGAGUAUACUUUCAACUACGAAUCAGAGAAAGCUUUUCCUCUGGGCCACUGGUCCAAGGGUGCAGUCUCCACGAACAUGAUGCUGUUUUUGGAGGACCUCCUGCAGAGGAUUCCAAAAUGUGCCAAUGGGUUCGGAACCCAUUGGCAGAAGCAGUACAAAUGCAAGAAGAUUAUGUGGGCCGGCCGAGCAGAGUCUCACGGAGGGUGA